CAUUCAUAUGGAGAUGUGGGACUAUAAAUAGGAGGGAUGGAGCCAGCAGAGAUCAGAUUCUCUCUACAGAGACCUGGACAGCACAGAGAUCCAGACAUGGCCCCUACAAUCACUGCAGCGAUGACCAGUUCUCAGGAGCACCUGACUCUGACCCACAAGCUCAGAAAGCCUCUGGUGGAGAAGUUACGCAGAGAGCGAAUCAACAGCAGCAUUGAGCAGCUCAAGUCUCUCCUGGGUCCAGAGUUCCUCAAACAGCAGCCAGACUCCAAGCUGGAGAAAGCAGACAUCCUGGAGAUGACAGUUUGCUUCCUCAGACGGCUGCAGCAGCAGCACCAAGCUGUGGAGUCAGCAGCUGUGGAUCAGGGCUACUCCAGGUGUGUCCAGGAGGUGGCACACUUCCUGUCCAAGGAGGAGGUGAAGACGCAGUCUCAGAGAAGACUGCUGAGCCACUUCAACAAGCUGCAGUCUUCCUCUGAGAAGAACCUGAGAGAGGCAGACUUCUGUCCUCUGAGCUCCACAGUCCAGACCAGCAUCAGCAAAAAGGACAGUCCAGUCAACAUCGCCCCCUGGAGGCCGUGGUAGACACCUACACACUGGACUUACUACCAGACAAACUGAGGUGACCACAUUGGUCAAAGAUCACUGAAAUGGUUUUUUUGAAAUGUCACAGACUUGUUCUUCUGUAUGAACAGAAGGUUGUGUGUUGUGUUUAUUCCAACAUGACAUUUCUUAAAGAAAGGAUAAAAAUAUCUUUCAAGUUAAGAAAGAAAAUAUUUUGUCAUGCAUGUUGCAUGAAUCAACUGAUUGCAUCAGCAAUUAUUAUUAAACCGCACUGUACUUCAUGCACUCUGGUAGUGUUAUAAUGCUAUGGUAACGUGUGUUACCUCUUGACUGGUACUGAUCAUUGUGAUCAAAUGUUUUAAAUGUCAUAUGACUUCACUUUAAUCUUUCUGAUUAGUCAAAACUGAUCUGUUGUAAGAUUCAAUUGUUUAUACUUUUUUCUAAAAGUUUUCUUUAAUUUCACAAUUUUCUUGUGACACUUUUAUGCUUCGGUUUGCAACAUGUAUUGAUAAAAUAUAAUGCAAAUGCUGUUUAUAGAAAUUGAUCAUUUUGAUCAAAGACCUUACUUAUGUUUUGAUUCACAUUUUGUCAAAUUGGACUUUUCCUCAUGUUAUGUGAUCACUGAAAACUGAUCUGCAAUUAUUAUUAAACCUUCAUGCACUCUGGUAGUGUUAUAAUGUUAUGCUAACAUGUGUUACGUCUUGACUGGUACUGAUCAUUGUGAUCAAAUGUUUUAAAUGUCAAUGACUUCACUUUAAUCUUUCUGAUUAGUCAAACUGAUCUGUUGUAAGAUCCAGAUGUUUAUGCUUUUUCUCAAAGCUUUACGUAAUAUCAGAGUUUCCUUAAGAAUGAGUACACCUUGUCAUGUAUGUUGCGUGAAUUAAAUCUGAUUGUAUUAGCAAUUAUUAUCAUAACUGACUGUACUUGACAUACUGGCAGAAAGCAAUGUUAUUGUGUCAUUCAGCUUUCUGUGAUUUUUAUGCAUUUACUCUGUGAUUAGCUUAGACCAGAUUUGGUCUAAGCUCAAAAUGUUGAUCUAUUUUGCAUAUAAAAGUUUACAUAUCACAGUCACAAUUUUCUAUUGACUAUUCUCUUUGAAACGCAUUUGUUUUCAUACAAUGCAAUAACAUUCUGCUCUGUUUUAAGGGCAGUUUUACUGUCCUGCUUCCUUAAUUAAGAGCAAAUUAUUGACUUGUUUGAAAAUGAUAUUUCUGAGCAAUUUAUUUUCUCUUUCAUAAAGACAGUUGUUCCUUUAGUCUCUCUGAGUGUGUCUGUCAGAAAUCUACAAGUUGCCAUUGUGAUGUAUCAUCACCAGUCAUUAUAAUUCAUAUGGCUCAUUGGUGCUUUGUAAAAUAAACAAACACU
This is a messenger RNA of Monopterus albus (swamp eel), 1926 nucleotides long. RefSeq names its product transcription factor HES-5-like. The transcript is spliced from 3 exons. NCBI's taxonomy places the organism in Eukaryota, Metazoa, Chordata, Actinopteri, Synbranchiformes, Synbranchidae. Gene Ontology annotation, molecular function: DNA binding; protein dimerization activity. Gene Ontology annotation, biological process: regulation of DNA-templated transcription. The record is from RefSeq and is a predicted model, not a curated record. The coding region runs from base 37 to 582 and encodes 181 amino acids.